CAUCUUUGGAGCCUUGGAUGGAGAUAAUCGAAAGGGUGAAUGCCGCGGUCGCAGACAGUGCGAAAAACUUCAAGACUACGCGCGUGCAGUUGGAAAAGGGCAAACUGAUGCACUUUGCGAAGUUCUACGUGCCUGCGGUCCUGCCGGUGGUAGCGGGAAUGCUCUGCGACUGGCAGUACACCGGGGGUGCGAUCUGGCGCGCUCUUCCCCAAAGCUGGGCGUCCGGCGGAGAAGGUAGUAGUAGUACCACGACGAAUUCACCAGCGAGCACGUGGUCCAGCAGCCGACGCCGGCGUUCUCUAUUUAGUCCGAGCGACAGUUUUGACGCCCAACAGCACGGAGACGGCGCAGCAGCGGCGAUUUUUGCCCUUAUGGCAAUUGCUGCUGCGGCGGCGCUCGCCAUCACAGUUCCAGCGACAGCAAGCGGAGC
Amoebophrya sp. A120 is the source of this 430-nucleotide messenger RNA. Lineage: Eukaryota; Dinophyceae; Syndiniales; Amoebophryaceae. The record is from the annotation of a GenBank genome assembly.